This is a messenger RNA of Danio aesculapii, 3182 nucleotides long. RefSeq names its product tumor necrosis factor receptor superfamily, member 19 (gene tnfrsf19). The coding region runs from base 160 to 1233 and encodes 357 amino acids. Gene Ontology annotation, molecular function: protein binding; signaling receptor activity. The transcript has 10 exons. Gene Ontology annotation, cellular component: plasma membrane. NCBI's taxonomy places the organism in Eukaryota, Metazoa, Chordata, Actinopteri, Cypriniformes, Danionidae. The record is from RefSeq and is a predicted model, not a curated record. Gene Ontology annotation, biological process: positive regulation of canonical NF-kappaB signal transduction; positive regulation of JNK cascade.
CUCCAGCUCGGGACCCGGACAGACUCUGGCCGCAGACUCUGAAUCUUCAACCUCCCGAGCGCUGAUCACCGGAGACCGACACACCGUUUGGAGAGAUAAUGGCAAGCAGUGUCCUCCAUUAAUCAUUCAUCAAAGGAUUUGUGCUUUCACAGUGUCAGAAUGCCGCAGGCUCAGAUCCUCUCCAGGUUUCCUCUUCAGAGGAUACUCAUCCUUCCACUGUGUGUUCUGUUUGCAGUUAUGGCAGAGGAGAGAAGAGACUGCAGGGAACAGGAAUACAAGGAUAAGUUUGGGAGCUGUAUUCCCUGCCGGCAGUGCGACGCUGGACAAGAGCUCUCCAAGGAAUGUGGCUUUGGCUAUGGGGAGGAUGCCCAGUGUGUGCCCUGCAGAGCCAGUCGCUUCAAAGAGGACCGCAGCCUGCAGAAAUGCAAGCCCUGUCUGGACUGCUCGCUGCUCAACCGCUUCCAGAAGGGGAACUGCUCCACUACAAACAACGCCGUAUGUGGAGACUGUCUGCCCGGGUUUUACAGAAAGACAAAGUUGCGUGGAUUUCAGGAUAUGGAGUGUAUCCCGUGUGGAGAUCCACCACCACCAUAUGAAACUCACUGUAUGGGCCGGGUGAAUCUGGUGCCUCUGCCGUCCACAGUGAGCAGUCCUCGAGACAUGGCUCUGGCCGCUGUGAUCUGCAGUGCUCUGGCCACUGUCCUCCUGGCGCUCUUCAUCCUCUGUGUGAUCUACUGUAAGAGACAGCUGCUGGAGAAGAAACCAGUGUCGAUGAGGGCUCAUGAGGGCCCGUUCCUGGGCUCGGAGUUGUCCUGUUUGGACCGGAGAGUGCUGGAGUUUUCCCAGCGGCCCUGCUGUCACUGCACUCAUGGAUCAGGACAGACAAGCGGUGGUGUUCAGCUGGUGUCGUCUGUGUGUUGUGAGGACGUCUGGAAUCAAAACAGAAGACGAGAUGCUCCAGCUUUUCACUCACACUGCAGCAUCACUGACAAUGGCAGGCUGACGAACGAGUCGGUGGGCAGUCAGACUGAUGUGGCCUGUGCUCCUGAUGAAGUCUGGCCGCUCGUUCAGUCUAGAAGAAUCACAGACAGUCUCCAGCCCAAUAUGAGGAGCUCCUCAUGUGAAGAGGAUGAGGAGGAGGAUCUGCAGAUCUCAGAUCAGCGAACUCCCGAAGAGCCUGAGGAUGCCUCACACAGACCACUAAUACAGCAGACCACUGACACUGAAGGAUGAGCUGCUCUAAUCUCAGCGGCUGUUGUUCUCGGAGAGCCUUUCUGAAGGUGGAAGAAGCAAAAGGAAGAUCCAACCUCAGAUUAAAGCAGGCCACACACACUGAAGACAACGGCUGACGAAAGACACUUUAUUAAUGUCUAAACAAAACCACACUCCACGUUUAGCACUGACUGCAUAAAACCCAGCUUUUGCAGUCGACCUGAAUGGAGUCUGCAUUGCUGUUUUAAAGCACAUUCCAGUGCUAUAGAUCAAACUGCGCUUGUAUAUGUAUCUGUGUGUGUGUUCAACAAUGUGGUCAAUUGUAAAAGACCGGGUUUACAUCUAACGAUUCAAACUUUGUUUCUCAAAUUUGUUUACGUAUUGCAGUUCUGACUUUUGACUUUUUCCCAUAAUGAUAAUUUACAUUCAAUUGAAUAUUGAUUUUCUUUUUAUAUCUCACCGUUGCAAAAAUUAUCUUUUACAGAAUUCAUAAAUAUAUACACUCACUGGCCACUUUAUUAGGUACACUUACUUGUACCAGGUUGGACCCCCUUUUGCCUUGAGAACUGCCUUAAUCCUUCGUGGUAUAGAUUCAACAAGUUAUACUUGAACAUUUCCUCCAUUUUGGUCCAUGUUGACAUGACAGCAUCACACAGUUGCGACAAAUUUGUCGGCUGCACAUGGCUGCAAUCUCCCGUUCCACCACAUCCCAAAGCUGCUCUAUUGGAUUGAGCUCUGGUGACUGUGGAGGCCAUUUGAGUACAGUGAACUCAUUGUCAUGUUCAAGAAACCAGUCUGAGAGGAUUCACGCUUUAUGACAUGGCGCGUUAUCCUGCUGGAAGCAGCCACCAGAAGAUGGGUACACUGUGGUCAUAAAGAGAUAGAAAUGGUCAGCAGCAAUACUCAGGUAGGCUGUGGCGUUGACAUGAUGCUCAAUAGGUACUAAUGGGUCCAGAGUGUGCCAAGAAAAUAUCCUCCAUACCCUUACACCACCACCAGCCUGAACCCUUGAUACAAGGCAGGAUGGAUCCAUGCUUUCAUGUUGCUGAUGCCAAAUUCUGACCCUACCAUCCGAGUGUCGCAGCAGAAAUCAGACCAGGCAACGUUUUUCCAAUCUUUUGUUGUCCAAUUUUGCUGAGCCUGUGUGAAUUGUAUUCUCAGUUUCCUGUUCUCACCUGACCGGAGUGGCACCCGGUGUGGUCUUCUGCUGCUGUAGCCUAUCUGCUUCAAGGUUGGACAUGUUGUGCGUUCAGAGAUGAUCUUCUGCAUACCUCACUUGUGACAAGUGGUUAUUUGAGUUACUGUUGCUUUUCUAUCAGCUCGAACCAGUCUGGCCAGUCUCCUCUGGCAUCAACUAGGCAUUUGCAGUUUCUGAAAUACUCAGAGCAGCCCAUCUGGCACCAACAACCAUGUCACGUUCAAAAUCACUUAAAUCACAUUUCUUCCCGUUUCUGAUGCUCAGUUUGAACUGCAGCAAAUAGUCUUGACCAUGUCUACAUGCCUAAAUGCAUUGAAUUGCUGCAAUGCGAUUGGCUGAAUAGAAAUUUGCGUUAACGAACCGUUGGACAGGUGUACCUAAUAAAGUGGCCAUUGAGUGUGUAUGUAUGUAAAAGACAACGCAAUUAUAAAAAAAAAGAAAGUCAGAAUAGCGAGAUGUAAACUUGAAAUUUGGAGAGUAAACGUGCUAAAAUUGCUCAAAAUAAAGUCAGAAUUGUGAGAAGAUGGAUUUGGAAGAAAACAAACAAUUUCAGUGGUUCGAAAUAAAAGUUGCAAUUCUGAGAAAAAAAGAAAUGUGCAGAUUAGAGAAAUCAAGUUGUGUGUAUACAGUAUGUUCACCAGCGUGUUGAAUUGUAGAUAUUGUAUUAUAGGAAAUAGAAGGACAAUAUUUUUAUAAUGUAGAUACUCAUCCUGUGCCCUCAGUCUUGCUGUAUGCUCUUUUCUUAUGGAAAUUGACCCAUCAAAUGUUAAAU